Humulus lupulus (European hop) is the source of this 991-nucleotide messenger RNA. Its product is annotated as ATP synthase subunit delta', mitochondrial. The coding region runs from base 118 to 720 and encodes 200 amino acids. The record is from RefSeq and is a predicted model, not a curated record. The transcript has 2 exons. Gene Ontology annotation, biological process: proton motive force-driven ATP synthesis. NCBI's taxonomy places the organism in Eukaryota, Viridiplantae, Streptophyta, Magnoliopsida, Rosales, Cannabaceae. Gene Ontology annotation, molecular function: proton-transporting ATP synthase activity, rotational mechanism.
AGCGAACCUACGAAACGAAACCCUCUCUUUCUCUCUUUAGCUCUCACAGUCUCUUUUGUCCCUCUUCUGACUCCGACCUUGCGAGAGCCGAGCGACCCCCCAAAAUUCCUCGUCGCCAUGUUUCGCCAAGCUACCAGACUUCUUUCCCGACCCUAUUUCUCAGCCCGCGCGCGGCCCUUCUCGACCGAUCUUACGUCGGCUCCGGCCGUUGACUCGUCCUUCGUCGAGACCUGGAGCAAAGUGAUCCCAAACAUCGACCCACCCAAGACCCCUCUCGCCUUCAUGAAGCCUCGCCCUCCCACUCCAUCUACCAUGCCUUCCAAGCUCACUGUCAACUUUGUUCUCCCUUAUGCCUCCGAGCUCUCCGCCAAAGAGGUUGACAUGGUUAUAAUUCCAGCAACUACUGGGCAGAUGGGUGUUCUUCCUGGUCAUGUAUCAACUAUUGCAGAGCUGAAACCCGGGCUCCUGUCAGUUCAUGAAGGAAAUGACGUGACAAAAUAUUUCGUCAGCAGUGGUUUUGCAUUCAUUCACGCAAAUUCCUAUGCUGAUAUAAUUGCAGUAGAGGCUGUUCCACUUGAUAAAAUAGAUCCCAGCCUAGUCCAAAAGGGACUUGCAGAAUUCAACCAGAAGUUAAGCUCUGCUUCAACCGACUUGGAGAAAGCCGAAGCUCAAAUUGGAGUUGAGGUGCAUAGUGCCCUGAAUGCUGCCCUCACAGGCUAGUGUGUGUUACUACUACCUUCCUCAGUCUGCACUCUUGUUAAUUUAGUCACAUCUUACUUCUUGCAAGUUGCAUCUUUUUUAAUUCUGCCUCAUUUGAUGCUUCAUUUUGUCUUCUGGAGCCAAACUUGUCUCGGAACAUUUUAUUUGUUUAUGUGCUGAAUGUGGAAUUCAUAUUUAAUAAUCUUUAUCCAGUAUCAUGCUUUCAGAGAUGGCUGAGCAAACACUUGAAGAAAUUGUACUUAUAUAUCUACUCGACUCUUGUUUAUUUUUA